GUUCGGGGCGGAAGGAACGUCCCCGGCUAAGACGGAGCGGAAGAUGGCGGCGGAAGCGCUGCUGUCCAGUGUGUUGGGGUUGCUAUCGCUCGGGCUCCUGCUACCUGCGCGGCUGACGGGGGCCGUCGGGAGCCUGAAUCUAGAGGAGCUGAGCGAGAUGCGUUAUGGCAUCCAGAUCCUGCCGUUGCCUGUCAUGGGAGGGCAGAGCCAAGCUUCAGACGUGGUGGUGGUGUCUUCGAAGUAUAAACAGCGCUAUGAGUGCCGCCUGCCAGCUGGAGCCAUUCACUUCCAGCGGGAAAGGGAGGAAGAGGCACCCGCCUACCAAGGGCCUGGGAUUCCUGAGUUGUUGAGCCCUAUGAGAGAUGCUCCCUGUCUGCUGAAGACCAAGGACUGGUGGACGUAUGAAUUCUGUUAUGGACGCCAUAUCCAGCAGUACCAUAUGGAAGACUCAGAGAUCAAAGGUGACGUCCUCUAUCUCGGCUACUAUCAGUCAGCCUUCAACUGGGAUGACGAAACAGCCAAGGCCUCCAAGCAGCAUCGACUGAAACGCUACCACAGCCAGACCUACGGCAACGGGUCCAAGUGUGAUCUCAAUGGGAGGCCCCGAGAAGCCGAAGUUCGGUUCCUUUGUGAUGAGGGCGCAGGUAUAUCUGGGGACUACAUUGAUCGAGUAGAUGAGCCCUUGUCCUGCUCCUACGUGCUGACCAUCCGGACGUCUCGGCUCUGCCCCCACCCUCUCCUCCGGCCCCCAGCCAGCGCUGCUCCACAGGCCAUUCUUUGUCACCCUGCCCUGCAGCCCGACGAGUACAUGGCCUACCUCCAGAGGCAAGCUGAGUCAAAGCAGCAGGAGGAGAAAAUCACAGAGGAAGUCCAAGACACAGACCACCAAGUGUGGGGGGAGACCAAGUCUGCUGCAGUACCCCCAGAGAAAGAAGACGUCAGCCCAGCCAAGGAACACAAGGAAUCGGAGUUCUGGAAGAUGCUGCAUGAGCCAGAGGAACAGGCUGCAGGAGGAGAGGAGGCGCAGGCCGAGCAGGAGCAGGACCGGAACCCUGAGGCUACAGCAGAUCCACCUCCCAACCCUCCUGAUGAUCUUCAGAACAAUGUGCAGGUCAAAGUCAUCCGAAGCCCGGCCGACUUGAUUCGACUGAUAGAGGAACUGAAAGGUGGAGCCAAAAAGGGGAAGCCCAGCACAGGCCAGCAGCAGCCUGGAGAUGAUACCACGGAGGCCUCUAGGAGGGAGGCGGAGCUGAAGGAAAAGGGGGAUGAACCCCAGGCUGUUGUGGAGGAAGAGGACAAUGAGGAGGAGGAGGAAGAGGAGGAGGAGGAAGACGAGGAUGAGCGGCAGUUAUUGGGAGAGUUCGAGAAGGAGCUGGAAGGGAUGCUGCUUCCCUCGGACCGAGAGCGGCUCCGCUCGGAGGUUAAGGCCGGCAUGGAGCGGGAGCUGGAGAACAUCAUCCAGGAGACAGAGAAGGAACUGGACCCAGAUGGCCUGAGGAAGGAGUCGGAACGGGAACAGGCAAUACUGGCCCUGACAGCCACUCUGGAUAAACUCAUCAAGAGGCUGCAGGAAAACCAGAGUCCAGACCUGCUGCAGAAGCAUAAGAAAAAGAGGACCGUCCCUCAGAAGCCUACCCCAUCACCGCCUCCUACAGAGGAGGAGCCUGAACACAGAGUCCGGGUCCGAGUCACCAAGCUCCGGCAUGGAGGCCCCAAUCAGGAUCUGACUGUCCUGGAGAUGAACCGGGAAAACCCACAGCUGAAACAGAUCGAGGGGCUGGUGAAAGACGUGCUGGAGAGGGAGGGGCUCGCGGCCGCAGGGAAGAUUGAGAUCAAAAUUGUGCGACCCGGGGCUGAAGGUAACGAGGAGGACACUCGCUGGCUGACUGAUGAAGACACAAAAAACCUUAAAGAGAUCUUCUUCAAUAUCUUGGUGCAGGGAGCAGAAGAGGCCAAUAAAGAGCGCCAGAGACAGAAAGACCUGGAGAGCAAUUACCGCCGCGUGUGGGGCUCUCCAGGCGGGGAGGACACUGGGGACCGGGAUGAGUUUGAUUUCUGAAACCAGCGCUGCCCGGCCUUCCAAGGAUUCCAGAAUCUUCCUGACUGGCUCUGCUUCCUCCUCCUCCCCCACCUUGGGGCCCCCGGAGGCAAAAGGGCAAGUCGGAGCCAAGCUCAGAGAGAGUGUGCGGGACCCAACGGUGGAGAACUGUUGCCGCUCCAGAACCACCCUCAGACCUCGGCAAGGCCUGUGGGCCCCACUCCCCCAACACGCCUUGCUUUGCCCCUUUGGCUUUUCCCGCCACCUCACUUCCUGGCUCUUACCCCAUUUACCCAGAGACCCGGUAAGAUCUUGUGAGUAGGGUAUGGUGGGAAAAGCAGGCGAGCUGGACAGUUUCUCAGACUCCAAGAAAGCAGGCCCCAUCCACCCCACCCCACCCCGAUGCCCUGUUGCCCUGUUGCUGUUGGGGCAUCGCUUGCUCCUUCCUUCCAUUUCCUGUUCCCACUGUCCCGUUAUCUGUGCUUCUGAGUCAGGAGCCCUUACCUCUGUCCCUGCGGGAACAGGAGACCUUGCAUAUCACCUCACACACAAUCCCAGCAAAAAGGGCUGAGUAUGGAGCCACUCAUGUACUUCAGGGUUCUGAAUAAAGAACUGGACCAUCAA
Messenger RNA from Mesocricetus auratus (golden hamster), 2662 nucleotides. It is a transcript of the gene Os9, whose product is annotated as OS9 endoplasmic reticulum lectin. The coding region runs from base 44 to 2059 and encodes 671 amino acids. Lineage: Eukaryota; Metazoa; Chordata; Mammalia; Rodentia; Cricetidae. The transcript is spliced from 15 exons. The record is from RefSeq and is a predicted model, not a curated record. Gene Ontology annotation, cellular component: endoplasmic reticulum lumen. Gene Ontology annotation, biological process: endoplasmic reticulum unfolded protein response; retrograde protein transport, ER to cytosol.